AUCCCUCAAAUCCACUCAGCAUCAAUUUCAAAGUCUCCUUGUUACUCCGAAUUCACACCCAUCCAGUUCAUCAUUCUCAAAGAUCUAGUCCGUAACACAUACGUGUCAAAUCCUUUGUCAUCAGUCACUCAUUUUACCAACCUUUUCAUAAUGAAUCUUAAAGCUCAAGUUUUCAUCGUGAUGGCUUUACUACAUGUUGCAAUUGCUUCUGUCCUCCCAGCCCGAUCCGUCCAGACAGCGUCACAAACAGUCUCGGUCCACGAUUCGCAAGAGACUUACGUUUCUCAAGAUGAUGAAGAGGUUAAUUAUCAUUCCAACAUACCCACCACCCAUCAAAGCUAUGAAAACUCUGCAAGCUCUAGCACAGUACAAACAAAGGGGAAAACAGGCGGUUUCAACUAUCGGUUCACAAUGCCAGGUGGUAUGAAGAUGUCAAGUAUGACGACGUCCGGUAGUAUGAAGAUUCCAAGUUUCCCAGCGGCCGGUGAAGUCAAGAUGCCAGCUGUUCCAUCCACCGGCUACAACUCUACAGAUGCACCAACUACUAGCGCUAAAUACCCAAAUAUGAGAUAUUGGAAAGCAUAACAACCUUUCACCCGGUACUUGACCUUCAUUAGGGAUGUUUAUUCGAUUUACGACUUUAUCUACACUACAUGUUGUUGACUUGUUCAUUGAAUAAUGAUUUGUGUGCUUCGAUUUGUGCUUCUUUUGCUGUGCAUCAAGAGUCCUAAUCACUUACAUAUUUUCAUUCUUCUCAAUCUCAUGCAUCUGUCUUUUUUUUCUCUCUUAAUCUAUUCUCAUUGUUGAAGACCGAUUUCCUAGACUUCGGUUUGAAUGUUGGUACUCCAAUUUGACCUUUUCUAUUACCUUCAUUGUAGCUCUAUUGAUUCUAAUAUUUGUACACUGCUGAUUUGCUCCUUGGACUUUAACUAGCUCGCUUAAUCAAGUUGUUCAUGUGCUCGAUAAAUGAUUAUUGUUUCAAUGAGGGCAAGGUGGAAUACUGAACUCAUCAUGAACCAUGUAUCAUUGCUUUCCUCACUAUGAGUCACUAAAAAGGAGCAAUCAAACAUAUAAGGAGCGUAUGACUUUGUAUUUCACUGAUUGUUGAGUUUGCAGAUGAGUGAGAGCACUUGGUAUAUAUGUGUACAAGGCUGCAAUUGAUUCACAAAUGAAUAUC
Molecule: messenger RNA, 1177 nt
Organism: Melampsora larici-populina 98AG31
Lineage: Eukaryota; Fungi; Basidiomycota; Pucciniomycetes; Pucciniales; Melampsoraceae
Exons: 2
Coding region: 151-585 (144 amino acids)
Source: RefSeq, a predicted model, not a curated record